UGUGUGUGGGAGGAGUCACACAUGAACAGCCGCUCGGGCUGCUUGGCAACACACAGCAUGAAUCCAAGUGAAGCACGUUCGGUGAAUCAGGAGGUUUUGAUGGGACACUUUGAUCAAUCCAGCCCGACAGCACCAGCUAAAGUCAUCUCCAGACCAAAAACGUGUCGAAAGGUUCGGGAUUCACUUCAUCAGCGCGAUGAGCCUUUACACAUAGACUUUAUUCAUCAUAUGAGUUCACAUGGGACAUUUGGAUGGUGCAAACAUCAUGUGCGUGAAGAAUGAAGAGGAUAAUAUGUAGCUAACAAAGGAGGACACGAGCUGACAUCUCCUCCUGAUGGAUUGUAACAUUCCGGCAGAAGAGAGGUUUCUACAGGCUGCUCAGUUGGGAUCUUCUGUCUAGUUCAAGAUGAGUUGUUUCUGUUCAGUUCAAGAGGAGUUUUACUGUGAGGUUCUGCUGCUGGAUGAGUCCAAGCUCAUCUUAACCACUCAACAGCAGGGAAUAAAGAAAACAACCAAAGGUUCUGUAGUGCUGGAUUAUGCGUUCAAUCACGUGAACCUCGCCGAAACUGAGUAUUUUGGGCUUCGCUAUUGCGACCACAGUCAUCAAACGUUUUGGCUUGAUUCCUCAAAAACACUUGCUGAACAUAAAGAUUUGAUAACAACUGGACCUCCGUACACGCUCUACUUUGGGGUGAAGUUUUAUGCUGAAGAUCCUUGUAAACUGAAAGAGGAAAUUACAAGGUAUCAGUUCUUUCUGCAGGUGAAGCAGGAUGUUCUGCAGGGGAGACUUCCCUGUCCCUUUAAUAUCAGCACCCAACUGGGAGCUCUUGCUAUUCAAUCCGAGCUCGGAGAUUACGACCCAUACAAACACACACCAGGUUACGUGUCAGAAUAUCGCUUUGUCCCUGACCAGAAAGAGGAACUAGAGGACACCAUCGAACAGAUUCAUAAAACGCUCAUGGGUCAGGUGCCUGCCGAGGCAGAAAACAAUUACUUGGGAAUUGCCAAAACACUGGAAAUGUAUGGAGUCGAUCUGCACCCUGUGUUUGGAGAAAAACAAUCGGAGUACUUCCUAGGACUGACUCCUGUCGGGGUUGUGGUUUACAAAAACAAAACGCAAGUCGGGAAAUAUUUCUGGCCUAGAAUUACGAAAGUGUAUUUCAAGGAAACACAAUUUGAGCUGCGGGUUAUGGGCAGAGAUUGUAAUGAGACGUCGUUCUUCUUUGACGCUCCCAGUAAGACGGCCUGCAAGAACCUGUGGAAGUGCUGCGUGGAGCAUCAUACCUUCUUUAGAAUGCCAGAGAACGAGUCUAAUUCGCUAACAAGGAAACUGUCCAAAUUCAGCUCUCUGGGCUCGAAGCAUCGCUACAGUGGAAAAACUGCAAUGCAGAUUGGAAGAGAGCCGUCUGUAACUCUCCCCCGACCCGACCUACAGGUGAUCCGAACCCGCAGCAAGACCUACCCGAAGAGAAGCACACAGCCUGCAGGACGGAGCAACGGAGGCCAGACGGUCACAAAGAUGGAGAACAUGAGUGAAAGCCAGUCCAAAACCACCUCACUUACACCGGUCAAGAGUCCCAAAGUAAAUACAGACAGCACUUCAGACCAGCAGAACAAGCCCAAUGCACCAUGGGAGGAAGACGCCCCGCAAAGCGGCCUGUACAACUCGGCCAGUGAGCGGAACAAAUCUCCCAAAUUCCCAAAAGCUCACAGACGUUCACCCUCAGGAGGCAGCGAGAACGAGACAUCUCACUCGGCCCGCCGCAGGAGAGGCCAAACCGCUGACGACCCACAGGCCAACAAACAGCACAGGAGGAGGUCACGUUCCCGUGGCAACACCAGCAGUGGCAGUGAAUCUGAGAAUUCCAACAGGGAACAUCGUAAAAAAAGAAACCGAUCCCGUCAGGAGAACGAGAUGGUGGAUUCUGGUCCGCAGUGGGAGGUUGUGCUGCGCAGACAGAAAGAAAAAACACAGAACGAUCCGAACCAUCGGCGCUCACGACACCGCUCACGAUCACGAAGUCCUGAUGUUCAAGCUAAAGAGCAGCUCUGGAAACACAUCCAGAAGGAGCUGGUCGAUCCUUCCGGUCUCUCUGAGGAGCAACUAAAGGAGAUUCCAUAUAAGAAAGUGGAAACACAAGGUGACCCGAUCAAGAUCCGCCAUUCACAUUCUCCCAGGAGCUUCCGGCAGUAUCGACGCUCCAACUGUUCGGAUGGUGAGAGGUCUGUGCUCUCAGAGGUCAACUCUCGGACUGAUCUGGUGCCUCCUCUCCCUGUUACCCGCACUGCAGACGUCCCCGGAUCCAGCUCCACCCCUGCGCAGAAGACAAAGGGCUCCAAAGACACUCUCUCAGAGAGCUCUGAACAGGACACUAAAGGCACCGCCAAGGUGGUGAAGACCGUACACACAUCUCGAGUGAAAGCAGAAACGUGACCGAUUUUCACCGUCGACGUGUCGAUGACGAGCGGCAGGUUUGCCGGUGAAAAUGAAAAGUCAAGCUCUGGUGGAGUCUGUAUGGAAACACUGAAGUGAUCCAGAUACACGGACACCCUCAAUGAAAAUUCAAGCUACUUUCAUCAUAUUUCAUGCCAUAAAUCGGUUUAAUACCACAGUAAAAUGUAUUUCUUCACUGGUCUAGAGUUUCCUGUGAAAUUAGUUUCAUUUCCUACUGACAAUCAAAUGAAGGAUGGUGGACCGUUGUAUAGCGCACACGACUCAGACUCUUUUCAACACAUUUUCGUACAGUAUUAAACGUCUGUGAGCUCAAGCAGCAUGUGGGAAUGGUGGUAAACAGUGCUUCGUAUUAUUAUUAUUAUUGUUGUUGUUCGUUGUGUCCUCAGAUUUUAGAGUCAGCUCUGCUGUAGGAAAUGUUGCUGCUGUAUUUCUAUUUUUGUUUUUGCACAGUAAUGUAGACUCUCAUUUCUCUUUAACAAAAUCACUGUAGUUAAACUGGAAGCUCAAAUUCUUGAGUUUUAACAACUUCUUGUCAAUAAAGACAUUCCAUUGCA
Megalobrama amblycephala (Wuchang bream) is the source of this 3009-nucleotide messenger RNA. RefSeq names its product erythrocyte membrane protein band 4.1 like 4A (gene epb41l4a). Gene Ontology annotation, molecular function: cytoskeletal protein binding. Gene Ontology annotation, cellular component: cytoskeleton. Lineage: Eukaryota; Metazoa; Chordata; Actinopteri; Cypriniformes; Xenocyprididae. The record is from RefSeq and is a predicted model, not a curated record.